UCAUACGGGAGAGUUCCAAUCAGGGGCGGAUAAGUAACUUAUCGGAACCACUUAUAGGCAUACGCAAAUGAAAUCUCUGAAAACAAGUUGUUUAGUUAAUUGAGUAAGGGUACCUUCUCGAUGUCAUCAAUAAUGGGUACCCUUGGUAGGUGCGAUUUGUGUAUAGUCUCGUAUACAUCCAAACAACACAAAGAAAGUCAUUUAAAGGGAAAGAAGCAUCAAAAAAAAUUUUCUGAAAGAGAACGUUUUUGCACAUCUCUACCUAUUCGGCAGGUAGAAUCGCCAAGUAAUGUACAGCCGGUACACGCAGCUUUGAGUAACAUACCCCCAUAUAAUACCGAAGCCAUUACAGAACCGACAAGAUCACAAAAUGUAUCUAUUAACGUGCAGACGACACAGACGUGCAAAGAAGAUGAGAACAUUGUUUCGCUACGGCCCACGUCUUUAGAUCGUAACGAAUUUAUACGCAUUUAUAAAGAUGAAGACGACGAGAUAAUAGGAUAUAAAUGCACUCUUUGUUCUAAAAAACUUCAAUGUGCUAGUGCUGUAACUUCUCAUUUGCAAAGUAGCGCACACUGCAAAAAUGUCUCCGAACAACCAUCAAAACUUUAUAAUUUACCUCCUAUCGUACACCACUGUGAAGACCCGAUCGAUGAAGCUUAUUGCUUGACAGAUUCAAUUCCGAGAGGUUACCAAGUCGAAUUGUUUGAAAAAUCUUAUUGUUACGACAGCAUUAUAUUUUUACCCACAGAAUCUCCGUCAUCGAAAACCAAAGAAUCCGCUGAGAAAAAAAUAAAAAAUUCCGAAAGCUUGUUUUUUUUGAGGGAGGAGUGUGACUGACUGUUGUCCAGCUCCACCUGAAAAAAGAACUUAGAUUCAUUUUUUUCUUGUUUGAGUAAUAGAAAAAGGUUUUUAAAAAGAUCCCAUGUAUCAUGAUGAGAGAGAAAAAUUCAUAAAUAUGGUGUUGAAUAUGGUUUCACUAUAGAAAAAAGUUAAGGCUGAUUUAGCUGUUGUUUUUAGCAUAUUCACGACCGUCUGAUAUCAUCCACAUUUGUUUAAUAUUUUCGGUUAAUUACUACAAGUUUGCUGAGCCACCAGUUAGCAAGUUAACAGCCUAAUGGGUGUAGGAAGAUCUGUAUUGAAUGUUUUACAGUAUAAGCCUAGUUGGGAGUAAGAAGAAUGUUUUAAAGUGUAAAAAAUGCACCAACGUACCUUUUAGGAGUUAUUGGUGAGCAACAUCAAGAACCGGGAUACAUUCUUCCAUAUCAUCAGGAACAUGAGUAUAGUCUUGCAGCCUCCAAAAAAAACUAAUGAAGUCGCUGGGUUGGCUAGGUCUCAUUCCAAGUCAAACAAUACACCUUUUCAGGCUUCCCCCAUAAACACUCAGUAUUUUGAGUCUGAAUAGAAAGGUAUGCCGUUUGAAAGGUAUUUAUAUAAAACUAGCAAACGUAUGGUUUAAGUUGCUUUGAACUACUGAGAAGGAUAAUGCACAGCAAUCUAUGUUUCCGAUUAACCUAGGAAUGCAAAACCAAAUUGAAGGCUGGCUAUUGUUGAGGUCGUUGCACUUUUUGAUGCAAAGUAGAGCUACUGAAGUGUUUUGGGAGUAGAUUACAGAUAACGACAAUAAAAUAUAGUGGUUUUACAUGAAAGUGAAAUUGCUUGUCAAAAACAGCCACAUAAAUGGUGUAAGGAAGACGUUAAAACUUCCACUCUGCGAUUUUAUUCAACAGUAAAGGGAACUAUUUUUUUUGGAAAGAAGUAUGAUUGGUAUGUUAAAAAAUGGUAGUGUACGACCACUCUGAAAUUGACUUCAGGUAACGAUGAAUGAAGACAUGAAGAGUUUGACUUCAGUUAAGGAAUACUGCUUUGCAUCUUAAGCAGUUCACAGUUGAAAGAUGUUGCAUUGUAAGGCAGACAAACAAUAAAUAAAAAAAAAAAACGUGAAAACAACAAAAAAAUAUUCUGUAAUGAAAAUAUAGGACCAUACAGAUUAAAACAGUAUGGAAAACAGUCGAAACAACUAAAUAAACAAAAUGCUUUCACUUUACAAAAUACACACCAAUACACAUAAAGAAAUAUAGAAAGUAAUAAUACACAAUUACAACAUAAAUAAAUAAUAGAAUAAUUGUGAAAACCACUAGAAAAUAUUCUCUAAUGCCAAUAUACAACCAUAUACAUUAAAAAAGUAUAGAAGACCCUACAUACAAAAAAA
Molecule: messenger RNA, 2212 nt
Organism: Octopus bimaculoides (California two-spot octopus)
Lineage: Eukaryota; Metazoa; Mollusca; Cephalopoda; Octopoda; Octopodidae
Source: RefSeq, a predicted model, not a curated record